Acanthocheilonema viteae is the source of this 989-nucleotide messenger RNA. NCBI's taxonomy places the organism in Eukaryota, Metazoa, Nematoda, Chromadorea, Rhabditida, Onchocercidae. The record is from the annotation of a GenBank genome assembly.
UGACUCAUGGUUGUAUCUUGGCCAUGAUACGUCUUUAUGAUGCAAAUGGUGAAGAGUCUUGCCCUCCGGAUAAUAUGGAAAUUAAUGGGUAUUUAAGAGCGCAUGAUAAUGAUUCCCUGAUGUUUCCACUGGUUGACUUCCACCAGCUCUUCCAGUUGCAACAUUACAUGCGUGAAGCAAUGUAUCGGGAACGAGCACUCAAACAAAAGCUUGCAAUGUUGGAGAAUAUUCUUUCCUCUACUGAACAGGCAGCUGAAUCAAGUUGUCAGGCAUUGAUAAGCGAGGAUCAGUUACUAUCGCGAAUCGAAAUGUUAGAAGGACAACUUGCACUGUAUUCGAAAAAUUUUCUUAGCGAAAAGGUGAAAGAGCAGAUGAGAAACUUACUUGUGGAUAAAAAUAAAUUUGAGUCACUUGCAAAGGAGUUUUUACGUAGAGCUCAAGAAGAACGAUGUGAAGCUUUGCAACGACUUGCUGAUGUUGAAAGAAGCCUACUUAAUGCUGAGGAAGAGUCAUCGGUUCUCAGACAGCGAGUUGCUGAUUUAGAAAAUGAACUUUCUGUAGCGGUGGAUGCAAAUACCUUACUUCGAGAUCAUGUCACACAGUUAAAAAAACAAUUAAGAACAAUGGAAAACAAGUACGGGGACUUAGAGGAUAAGAAUUUUCCGGUAAAUUUAUUAUGUGAAAAAACGCGGAUAAAAGACAAAGCGGAAGUGAAAAUAUCCGACUCGCAAUUCCUGAAUGCUUCACAAGGAGAGAAUGGUUACGCAAAAUCAUACUUGUGUGAUGAGAAAAAUAAAGCAAUGCUGGAAGUGAGAUUAACGCCCUAUCGAUCCAACUGCGACUUUGCUGUAGGUUUUACUGUUAUGCUCAUUACCGCUUUUUUCGGUGAUGUUUAUUGUUUACAGUCUCGGAACGAUGGUUACAUCCUCCAUAUUGAGCAAGAUCAAAAGAGAAUAGGAAGUACUACCAUAUUUUGCUUCACUUUGUAA